Doryrhamphus excisus (bluestripe pipefish) is the source of this 3872-nucleotide messenger RNA. It is a transcript of the gene idh3g, whose product is annotated as isocitrate dehydrogenase (NAD(+)) 3 non-catalytic subunit gamma. Gene Ontology annotation, cellular component: mitochondrion. NCBI's taxonomy places the organism in Eukaryota, Metazoa, Chordata, Actinopteri, Syngnathiformes, Syngnathidae. The record is from RefSeq and is a predicted model, not a curated record. Gene Ontology annotation, molecular function: oxidoreductase activity, acting on the CH-OH group of donors, NAD or NADP as acceptor; NAD binding; magnesium ion binding. Gene Ontology annotation, biological process: isocitrate metabolic process; tricarboxylic acid cycle.
UGCAACCCGCCAUUAAGCCUAAAGAAGAAGAAGAAGAAGGAGGAGAAGAAGAAGACGACGAAGUAAAAGAAGAAGAAGAGGGAGAAGAAGAAGAAAGAGAAGAAGAAGAAAGAGAAGAAGAAGAGAAUAACCCCACCUAUAACCCCACCUAGUGUCCCUGUGUAUCAGUCUCAAGAUGGCUGCGCACAGUGCUACGCUCUCCAUGGCCAAAAUCCUCAAACCAUUUUGGACUGGAGUAGCAGGAACCACAGCCAAAGUAUUUGGGACAACCGUGUCAUGUCACAGGAAUAAAACGGUGCUGACUGGAGGAAAUAUUCCUCCCCCAGCUAAGUAUGGAGGCAGACACACUGUGACUCUCAUACCCGGAGAUGGAAUUGGUCCAGAGCUCUUUAAUCACGUCAGAGAAGUUUUCAGGUUCAGCUGUGUGCCAGUGGACUUUGAAGUGGUACAUGUUAACUCCGCCUUGGAGACGGAAGACGAUAUCAACAAUGCCAUCACCGCCAUUCGACGUAAUGGUGUGGCCCUCAAAGGUAACAUAGAAACCAAACACACCAUGCCCCCGUCUGUCAAGUCCAGGAAUAAUCUCCUACGCACAAGCCUGGACCUUUAUGCCAAUGUGAUGCACUGCCAGUCCCUCCCUGGGGUCCAGACCCGCCAUAAGAACAUCGACAUCAUGAUUAUCCGAGAAAAUACUGAGGGAGAGUACAGCAGUUUGGAGCACGAGAGUGUGUCCGGUGUUGUGGAGUCUCUCAAAAUAAUCACCAGGAACAAUUCCCUCCGCAUCGCGGACUAUGCCUUUCAGCUGGCCAGAGAGAAAGGGCGGCGCAGGGUCACCGCGGUCCACAAGGCCAACAUCAUGAAACUGGGUGAUGGCUUGUUCCUGCAGUGUUGCAGAGAAGUGGCCUCGGGCUACCCCGACAUCACAUUUGACAGCAUGAUUGUGGACAACACCACCAUGCAGCUGGUGUCGAAUCCGCAGCAGUUUGAUGUGAUGGUCAUGCCCAACCUUUAUGGCAAUGUGGUCAGCAAUGUGUGUGCUGGCCUGGUGGGUGGGCCUGGCCUGGUGCCUGGGGCCAAUUACGGCCGCGACUAUGCCGUCUUUGAAACGGCCACAAGGAACACAGGGAAGAGCAUUGCAAACAGGAACAUUGCAAACCCCACGGCCCUGCUCCUGGCCAGCUGCAUGAUGCUUGACCAUCUUAAGCUGUAUGAUUAUGCAACGUUGAUCCGGAAUGCAGUCCUCACGACCAUGAAUGAAACCCGGUUGCACACAGCGGAUAUUGGGGGGCAGGGCACCACUUUAGAGGUGGUUCAGUCCAUCAUGAGAAUCAUCCACAGCAGAGGGCAACACACAGCUGACAUCUAAAAACAAAAUGUCUUUGUAUUAUUGACAUUGAAACGGUUAUAGCCCCACCCUUAUCUCUUGAUAAUGCCGCCAUUGGAGAUCUUGUCUAGUCACAUUCUCUGUUCUGUAUUGUAAAACAACACACUUUACUGUAUGAUGAAUGCAUUUGUCAUUCUUUGUGCUGUAACUUGCAAUGGAAAAGUCUGUACUGUAUACCUUACCGAUGGCACGAUCUGUAUGUUGGCAUCAUUCCCAUGUCAUCUUCAUUUAUCCAGUGCAAACAUGAGGCUUUUGCCAUGCAAGUCUUUGACUCACAUGAUCACACUUAAAGCACUUCCUGUCUGAAUAUAGGCUCAUGUUAUUUUGCUUAUAAUUAGGAAUAAAAACUUUAUCAUAUACAAAUAAUUAAAUUAAUCUGCCUGAAGUAUUAUUUGUUUAUCAAGUACUGUAGCCAUAAUAGUACACUGUAAGUUUUGAUAUAUGUUUUGUCGCUAGGGGGCAGCAGCUCUUUCCAGAGGAGCCAAACGUGCAGAAAUAACUUAGUUCAUCAUAGCGGCAGUGUUCCAGAUGUGGGCUCCAAAUCAUAUGAGAGUAUUUUCUGUGUGGGGAGAAAGUGUAGCCAUGAAGUUGUUUGCAUUGAAGACUCCAUUUGUCCAUUUCCACCUUUAGAGAACCAAAGUGGUGUGUCCUUGACCUGCCCUCUGCCUGCUGGCCAAUAGCCGUUUGACUCCCAUUCCACAUGAAACCCCUUUGGAUCAUAAGAAGUCAUUCUUUUGGAUUUAUUCUUUGUAUUUGUGCUUUUUGCAAGCGGCUCCCCACAUAGGGUCGGCGUGUUCUCAUCAUUGUCUUUCUCUCAUGCAAUUGACCUCAUAUUGCUUCAUGAUGCACACUCUUCCCUCUUUCACUCAUCGCCGCCCCCCCUGAGCCAUCCCCUGGAGUCAAAGUAGGAGGCAGAUGGCGGUGGAUUACAAAGGGGGACCAAAGGGGAAAAUGGGGAAAUGUACGCAACAGACCAGCGGCCACUUGAUCUCCAUGGGCCAGCAUUCAGUGUGCAUCUGCAAAAGGGCCGGCCUCUGUGUGUAAUCCAAUACCGAUCGUUCACUUACGUGUUUCUCUGGCUGAUCCAGCCACCGGCCAAAGUGUGAUGACACCAUGGAAGUUUAGCAGGUGGCUUCCAAAGAGCGGUGCUGUGGGGUGUUUAGCUUGGAGGGGGGGUGCUCAGUCUGGAUUCCUGAAUCCAACAUACAUCCAUCACAUUUGAUUGAGCAUGCACUUCUGGCUAAUUCACAAUUUAUCCCCCCUCCCCCUGUUUCCCUAGUUGUGUCCGCUGAGGCCGGACCAGACACUUGAUUAGGUAAAUGAUUGCACUAAUAAUACAAGUUUCAUUUACAAUUCAAAUAUAACUAAAUGAUGCAAUGUCAGCAGACAUUGUAUGUGAAUUCUGAAAAGCUCAAAAUAACUGAAACACUUUGAAAAGGUAUGAAAAUCCCCAUUUAGAACGAACACGGGGGCUGUUUGGAAGCUGAAGCGCUAUUUGAAUGCUGUGGAAAUAUGCUAAAACGUAGACUGAAAGUAAGAGUAAAUUGGUCGUUGGAGCUCAAAUCAAGAACUGUGGAUCCAAGCACGCUACUUUUACUAAUUUGUCACAAUUGGGGUAGCAGUAGGGUAUGCCAAAUAAGUCUAGGGCAGGGGUCGGCAACCUUUACUAUCAAAAGAGCCAUUUUACAAACAUAAUUUAAAAACAAUAUCUUUGAAAGUUUCAACCUUUCUUAAUUUUGCCAUUUUUAACAGCAGAAUACAACCCCAGUGCUCCUGUUCAACAUGCAGCCCAAAGUCGGUGAUAUUUACACAACCAACCACUUGUUGCUCAUACAACAUUAAGACAACCUUCCAAAAUGUUCUACUUCUAACAGACAUCAACGAUAAACAACUGCUUUAUCAUGAUUGUUAAACAUUAGCCUUCAAUUGCCUAUGAAAUGAAUAUGCAGACUUAAACCAGAGCCACAAAAAGUGAAGCUCAAAUUAGGUCUACACAAAUCGAUUCAUAGGGAAGCAUGCUAAAAUCAGAGUCUUAAGGGGUACACAACUGUAAAAAAAAAAAGUUUGGGAACAAACUUUGGGUACAACAACGUACUACAGGAGACAGCGAUAGGCUAAAGGAUCCAAAUGUGGACCUGCCUUAAACUGUACACCCUCAGAUAGCCCUACAAGCCUCUAUGCCUGAGUUUAGUCAGUAAGACUGACUUCAUUAUCUCAUGAUAUUAUAAAUGACAAUUUAUUAUUUAAUUUAUGGAAUUAUUAGUUAAUUACAAAUGAAGGAAAUGAACUGGGAAAAUGUUGCCUGACAACAUUGCCAAAAGUGAGAAAACAUGCAUGUUAUGUUCAUUGGCCACUCCAAAUUGUCCAUACGUAUGAAUGGUUGUUUGUCUAUAUGUGCCCUGUGAUAUGUAUGUGUUGAAAAGCUUAAUUAACCUUAUUAUGUCACCUAUUAUGGGUAAUAUGAGUUUAAGGUGAUCAUAUGGGCCUC